Linum tenue is the source of this 687-nucleotide messenger RNA. NCBI's taxonomy places the organism in Eukaryota, Viridiplantae, Streptophyta, Magnoliopsida, Malpighiales, Linaceae. The record is from the annotation of a GenBank genome assembly.
AUGGCGACAAUCAGCAUCAAAGAUCAUCGUCUCCCCUACGAUACCUAUAAUCUGUACGACGUCACCUUCUUCACCGACGAAAUCCACACCCUCGUCACCCAAAUCCCCGGUCCCCUCCAUCAAUGGAUCCUCGAAACCACCCACCAGCAGCAGCAGCAGCAGCGGACCUCCAACUCAUCUGCCGCUGCAGCCGUGCAAGUGGUGGUUGGCCUGGACGUGGAGUGGCGCCCCAACUUCAGCCGCAACAGCGACAACCCAAUCGCGACCCUCCAGCUCUGCAUCGGCAACAGGUGCGUUAUCUUCCAGCUCAUCCACUCCCCCUCCAUCCCGCAAUCCCUCUUCGAUUUCCUCCGGAGCAAGGACUAUGUCUUCGCUGGCGUCGGAAUCCACAGCGACGCGAGGAAGCUGUUGAAGGAUUACGGGCUGAAAGUGGCGAACGUGGUUGACCUGAGGCUACUGGCGGCGAAAACGCUUGGAGUGAAGGCGCUGAAGAACGCGGGACUGAAGCAGCUGACGAAGGAGGUGCUGGGGAAAGAUAUCGCGAAGCUCAAGACAGUACAGAUGAGCAGGUGGGACAACUUUUGGCUCACUCCUCCCCAAGUUCAGUAUGCCUGCCUUGAUGCCUUCUUGUCUUGUAAGAUUGGGGAAACUCUCAUGGCUACCGCAGCUGGUAGUGGUGGUGCUUAG